Messenger RNA from Bombyx mandarina (wild silkworm), 1211 nucleotides. RefSeq names its product Nedd4 family interacting protein (gene Ndfip). Gene Ontology annotation, biological process: positive regulation of protein ubiquitination; vacuolar transport; metal ion transport. Gene Ontology annotation, molecular function: WW domain binding. Lineage: Eukaryota; Metazoa; Arthropoda; Insecta; Lepidoptera; Bombycidae. The record is from RefSeq and is a predicted model, not a curated record. Gene Ontology annotation, cellular component: endoplasmic reticulum; Golgi apparatus; perinuclear region of cytoplasm.
UAAAGGGAAAUCCUUGAUUACAUAUUUGAUUUAAUAUCAAAUGCAACUUAUAAUCUAUUUUUUAGAGAAGUACGCAUUAUAAAGGAAGAAUUCUAGCUUAAAAUGGUUCAAACCAUGUUGCAGAAUAAUCAGUGUGUGGAGAACAUACAUCCUCCAGCGCAACUGACAGUGAUUCUUCCGUCUAAUUUGGAUCCUAAUAUACCACCGACGUACAUUGAUAUGAAUGUUUCAGAUAUUCCACCUCCUCAAGCAGAUUUCUUAGCUCCACCACCAUAUGAUGUGGCCGCUAACUCGAAGCUACCAACAUAUGAGGAAGUACAGCGUGAGAAACAGAUGGCAGGCGAAAGGCCAAUGGGUCAAGUUCCGUCUCACCAGCCGACGUUUACCGCCUUCGUGACGGUGGAGACUGCCGACCCUGGAACAGAGCCGCUAGACCACGAGAACAGCCUUCUGGGCACUGACGUCAUGUUCAUGACCUCGUUUCUCGUCGCGUUCUUGUUCAACUGGAUCGGUUUCCUGUUGCUGAUGUGCUUCUGUCACACGGUCGCGAGCCGCUACGGAGCCCUGGCCGGCUUCGGGCUGUCCCUCGCCAAGUGGACUCUCAUCGUGAAGCAGUCUACCGAUCUAGCCUCGCACGAUAACUCGUGGCUGUGGUGGCUAAUCAUGGCUUUUGGUAUACUAAUCUGUCUGCGCGCCAUAAUCCAGUACUUGAACAUCAAGCGCGGCUGGCGUCUGCUCUCCGGCACGGCUCAAGAGCGACUGUUGUUCUUCUACUGAGCGGAAUGUUCGUCUACCCGCACGAACGUUGGCCGCCGGGUCACCGACAAGUACGUCACACUUGUCUCUAAGUAGGUUGUUGACUAUUUAUUACUAACAAGAAAAAAAAAAUCAGGACCGAUUGCAAAAAAAGUUUUUUUUUUAAUAUUUUUUUUUUUGUAAAAUAAAAUCUAGUCCUCUCUUUGUAUGGUGUAUAAAUCUUUUGAAAUUCUACAUAAAUGUGCGCUUUGCAAGUUAUUGUCGCUGUGUUGUAUUAUUUGAUAGAUAAUUAAAAUGGCGUAAAUAUUUCGUGUUCCACAUCGGUUUUUAUUUUACCGUUUAUGUGCUUCGGAUGCCGGGAUAACUUUUUUUUUUAUUGCCCUUGUAGGCAGACGAGCAUACGACCUACCUGAUGGUGAACGGUUACCGUUGCCCAUGGACUUCAGCAAUGCCAG